AUGAAGUUUUAUCUCUUUUUCUUUAUUCUGCUCUUUUGGAUCACCAUUUUAACAGCCAGAAAGAGUUAUCCUGAGUAUGGUAGCUUGGAUUUGAGGAGACAGUGCAAAAUGAAUAGAGGUCACUGUAAAACCCAGUGCACUGAAAAUGAAAUUAGGAUUGCUUUCUGCAUAAGACCUGGAACUCACUGCUGCAUCUAG
This is a messenger RNA of Psammomys obesus (fat sand rat), 198 nucleotides long. RefSeq names its product beta-defensin 17-like. Gene Ontology annotation, molecular function: CCR6 chemokine receptor binding; chemoattractant activity. The coding region runs from base 1 to 198 and encodes 65 amino acids. Lineage: Eukaryota; Metazoa; Chordata; Mammalia; Rodentia; Muridae. The record is from RefSeq and is a predicted model, not a curated record. Gene Ontology annotation, biological process: cell chemotaxis; defense response to bacterium; innate immune response. Gene Ontology annotation, cellular component: extracellular region. The transcript is spliced from 2 exons.